AAUCUUCUUACAAAGCAAAAGUAGCUAAAGAAAAUCUGACUUCAAAAUGAAAAUAAUUUUUGGAUUGAUGAUUGCUGUUCUCAGCCUGUUUGCCUUAAUUGCUGCAGAAAAACCAGCGGCUUGUUUACAACGCCACUCAUCAAAUGGUGAUGAUGAUACCGAAUGUAGAGGUCUCUUCCGUAUGUGGUCAUACAAUGCUGCCGAAGACAAGUGCGUAAAAUUCAUCUAUGGCGGUUGUGAUGGAAACGAUAACCAAUUCAAAACUAAAGAAGCUUGUGAAGCUACUUGCAGGAAACCUUAGAUUAAGUUGUAAAUUUUUUAAAAGUGUUCGAUGAAUUAAUAAAAAAGAAUGGACUAAGUUUUAAAAACUACAUAAUAUGAUUUUUCACUAAGCACGAAGAAAAUAAA
This is a messenger RNA of Episyrphus balteatus (marmalade hoverfly), 408 nucleotides long. RefSeq names its product trypsin inhibitor-like. Gene Ontology annotation, molecular function: serine-type endopeptidase inhibitor activity. The record is from RefSeq and is a predicted model, not a curated record. NCBI's taxonomy places the organism in Eukaryota, Metazoa, Arthropoda, Insecta, Diptera, Syrphidae. The transcript is spliced from 2 exons. The coding region runs from base 47 to 301 and encodes 84 amino acids.